Messenger RNA from Pseudoliparis swirei, 2181 nucleotides. It is a transcript of the gene lrrc18a, whose product is annotated as leucine rich repeat containing 18a. Lineage: Eukaryota; Metazoa; Chordata; Actinopteri; Perciformes; Liparidae. The coding region runs from base 1182 to 2042 and encodes 286 amino acids. Gene Ontology annotation, molecular function: protein binding. The record is from RefSeq and is a predicted model, not a curated record. The transcript is spliced from 2 exons.
ACACAAAUUCCAUAAAUUAGCAUCAGAGGCUGAUCACUGCCCACAACACAAAGUUGUGCGUUUGUUCUUUUGCCUAGCAACCCAUGUUGAAAAGUAAAAUUGAAGAGUUCUGAACAAGGGAAACUGAAACCGUGCAUAUGCACAGCUGUAGAAGCAGUUAUGGGAUUGAGGUGAGCUACACUUUAAAAAAUAGAGCAUUUGAGUGUCUAGAAAAGCGCUAUAUACAUUUAAAAUAUUAUUAUUACUAUUAAUAUUAUUAUUAUUAUUAGAGACAAUGAGUAAAACGUGGAGGAUGUAGCACAUGUUGCCAUCUGGAGGUUGUCACACUGUAGCUGGUCUCCAUCAGCCUCAAGAGGAAGUCAUAUUGUCGGCGUGCUGGGAGUUUUCAAAUGACAAGCAGAGAUUAACAAUUACUGGAUCAACAACACAGAACAGUUCAAGAAUAAUUUGACUUCCUGCUUACACGCCAAGUCAAACUGUAGUUUCUUUUCCAGCUGUCUUGUCAUUUAGUUGGUGUUAAGUGCUUAUUCAAAGAAUGUUGUAAGGUGACCCGUUAAUAGGCGUCCACUCAAAUGGAGACACAGACUCAAAAGUUUCUUUCACAAAACGCAGAGACCAAAAACUGCUCAAUCAAAAUAUCUUCUUUCCAAUUAAUUUACCAGAAUGUGUUUGACUAAACAAAACAUCGAUACUACAGCAGAUACAGGACAACGUAGUUCACUCACGUAUCACCCAUCUAUAUUUGUUUAAUCUAAAUUAGUAACGCAUUCAAAUGCUCCUUGAAUCUCUUUUCCCUCUGUGGCCAGUAACACAGCAAUAAAGUCCUGGCUCCAAGCACUCUAGUUGCUAAGUAACGAUGUUAAACAAGAAGAAGCUUGACUGUUGGAGUAGAGAGACCACAGAAAUGGGGACAUACACAACACUGCUUUCCUGAACCUUCCUCUCGAUAUCGCCGCCACGUAUAGAAGGAUUACCAGGUAUGUUAUCCAUGCAACUUCUAUGUAACAACAUUGGAAGGUGUUUUAUGUUUUGUGACUUCGGUAUUGUUGUUUGUGUGUUUUCAAGUGCGAGAGGCUUCGAGCUGAAUGACGACUUCAUGGGAGCCAAAGCUUUUCUAAAACCAAAGACCCUCUCGUCACUCAAAUAACGUCAACUCAGAAAAAGAAGAUAAAAUAUGUACCAUGCCCAAAGGGAACGGAGCCAAAGGAGAAAAGCUGACCCUCAAGGUUAUCAAAAAGGCAAUACGGAUGACCCUGGAUGGACGUCGCAGACUCACCCUUAGCAACAUGGGCAUAACCAUCUUCCCAAAGUGUGUCCUAAAACUGACCAACGUGGACGAGUUGGACCUCAGCCGCAACCUGAUACAGAAACUCCCAGAUAACAUUGGGAGCUUCUGGUCAUUGAGAUUGUUGGAUCUACACAGCAAUAAACUGGAAUCUGUGCCCGAGUCCAUCGGCAACCUGGUGGGACUGACCCACCUCAACCUCUCCAACAACCGGCUAAUCUCUGCAGGAUUACCGUCCUCGUUAGGUUCUCUCACCGGCCUGAAGAGUCUUAAUCUGGGAAUGAACCAGCUCGACAGCCUGCCUCCCACUAUGGAGGCUCUAGAUGGUCUUCAAGAGUUAGGUAUUUUUGAUAACCUCUUCAUCAACCUACCAGAGUUUUUAAAAGUCCUACGCAACCUCACAAAGGUGAACAUGAAACGAAAUCCUCUAUCGUAUGUUCAGGGGGAUAGUGAGGGGAUGCACAAGGAACAAUCACAAGCAGAGGAAGAUGUGUAUCUGGUCCAUGAGAGCAGCCUGUGUAGGACAUGCCUCAAGAGAUGUCAAGAACAGAGGGACGGAUUUACAGGAGGAGGAGGAAGAGGAGGAGGAGAAGGAGGUGGUGAAGUGUUUGAGGAGAUAACGAUAAGGAUUUAUCACGGAUUGAUGGUGCCAAACUCUGUGGCUUCAGUCAAUCAAGAUGUGUGGAGAAUAAGCAAGGUGGAACACAAGCCAACAAAUGACCAAACAGCCUCACAAACUAUCGUACAAGUGGAAUGAAUGUCACUUUAAGGCCGCUCUUAAAGCUUUAAUAAUAUCUGCAUAGCAUACUCUACAUGUCACAAGAAUUUGAUUUGAUCAAAUAAAAAGAGUGACUAUAUGCAACUGUCUUGAAAUAUUGCUGUUGCAUGACUGACUA